AUUCGAUACAUUCGAAUCAAAUAGAACUAGAUCAAGAAGAGCAAGCCUAUCAAGGAUGAAAAAAGGACCCGUGCCACACACUCAAAACUUAGGUCCAAUCGAUAUCCCCCAUCCACCCAACCCACAGGGGAUCAUCUACGUGGAGACAUCUACCAAUAUGUUAUCAUCUGGUACUUCCAAUCAAUCUGGACGUGUAGAGGGUGAGAGGAUUGAUAUAGCUGGGGUUUUGAGAAGGAAUCAGGCUUGUUUAAAUUGUAGACGAAGAAAAUUGAAAUGCGACGCGGCUAGACCCAAUUGUUCGACAUGCGUAAGAUCAUAUAAACAUUUACUACGUACAAACCCAAAAACGAACCCUGUCUUAUGUUGCGAAUAUGACGAUGGACCCAGUGCCGCUCCAGCUUCAACCGGUUCGGUCGAACGUGUGGGAAGUACCAGUCAUUCGCCUGAGACGGAAGAUGAAGAUGAUGGGAAUAUUGAAGGUAGGAAGAGGAAGAAGAGGCCGGUUAUGAGGGGAAGAGAGAGUAGGGAAAGGGAUGUUAGUAAAGAUGGGACGGAGUUGGAGAGGGAGGCUUUGAUGUUGCGGAUAGCCGAACUCGAAGCACAAGUCAAAGCAAAAGAACAUUCACCCAACGAUAGUUCUCGUGCGUGGGGCGCCUCGUCAAUGCCCGACCUGGCGGCACCUUCCCCAACUGCCUUUCUUGAAAUGCUAUCGUCCGCCGCUAGUGCUCAAGUACAUCAAGCCAUGGGUCCUGCUGGUCUACGACAUGGUGCAGCUAACGACACAAUGAUGGGAGCCGCUCAUACUUGGGGCGAUACUCCUGUCGACAGUACCGGCUUGAAAGAGCAUUCUGGAUUUACACCUCUUUUUCCUUCAGACUCUCCGAGACUUCCAUCACAUCGUGAUUCUACACAUGGAGCUUCUGGCGCAAUGUCACCUCCAUCUACGUCUCGACAGGGGACCCGAAAUUCUCCCAGCGGUGCGGACUUGUCGCCUAAUGCUAUAUUCACUUUCUCACCAGUCCCAUCUGGUCCUGUUGCGUCUGGCUCGUCCGGACAACCCGCUCAUAAUACGAACGAACCACACUCUGGUGAAAAUUUGAAUUGGCCACCUCCACCCGAUGCGAACGGCAAUAUUCAACCUUCCACUCGUGUAGAAGGUCCGUGGCGGGGUGUCGAGACUGUCGAAACGAUCUUUGCGGCAAGUAUGAAAGCCACUUUUGUUGAAGGACAAAGUGGAAUGGGCAUAAAUACGAAUGUGGAUGAUCUCCCACCUUUAGAUGAGGCCGUGCAACAACAACUCCUUUUGGAACUCUUCUGGCCAGGUUGGCCACCUAAUCUGCCUGAACCAAAUAUUGUCAAUGAUCUGGUGGAAGCCUUUUUCGAAUUAGCACCUAACGUUUCUCGUUUACUACAUCGAUCGAGGUUCUUAGCUCGACUAGCUCUCCCACCGACACACAGUAAUUUUCCUCAUGCUGCACUCAUACAUGCGAUAUGUGCCGCAUCAGCCGCGUGGUGCACCCCGAGCGUAUAUGAGAGAAGCAGCUAUGUUCAGGAUAGUACGUGGAUGGCCGGAACUGAAAAGGGAGGUGGGAGAGCUGGUAUGAGCUUUCAAAUGCGACAAGCUGCAUUUGCCAAAGAGGCCGUACAAGAUGGUUUGAACACAGGUAACAGAUUGUUUGAUGUGGUGCGGGCUAUGAUCAUACUCAGCAGAGUCUUCAUCGACGACACUCGUAUGUUAGAGUGUUGGGCGUACUGUGGUCUUGUGGCACGUAUGAUCCUUCCUCUUGGUCUGAACGUCCGUUCAGCCGAAUUAUCCCUAAAAUCAGUCAUGCUCCCUCCACCUGGCGAUGCAUUAGAAAGAGAAGAACGUCGAGCGGCCAUUUGGAUGGCAUUUUAUCACGAUACUAUAGCUUCUUCCGCUUCUGGAUGGGGGACUUCUAUCUCUCUCGACGAACUAUCAGUCCCAUUACCCGUCUCUGUGAUAGAUUUCGAAGCUGGUCAAGAAUACAUGGAGCCGAAUCCUCAAGAUAUAGAAAGUCUCGAUAUAUGGACUAAACAUCCUGUCCCAGAUCCAUUUGUUCUGACCCUUAAAGCUGCUGUCAUCCUGAACCGAGUCAAUCGUUUUGUGCGCAAGUGGAAGAACAGAAGAAUCAGAGAUGAUGACGAUUUGGAUGGGUUACAGAAACCUGAAUUUAGGGAAUUGGCAAAUGCUAUUGCAUGUUUCCAAAUGAGUUUUCCUCAGGCUUUGAGGAACCCUUGCAAGUUGAAUCACAAGAAGAAACUUGAUAUUGAUUUGAUUUCCGCACACAUGCUUCCUCACGCAGCAUCUAUCUGUCUACACGAACCUUUUGCCGAUAUCACCGACCCCAAUGACGCUUCUACUCGCCGAAUGAUCGCUGCAACUCAAGCACUGGUACAGAUCGUUCAACAAUUGGCGGGCGUGACCAACGACGGUUCACAGAGUUUGGCGAGUAUCAUGCAUUCGUCAGCCAGCGUGUGUUUGGUCACAGCGGCAAGAACGAGCUUGUUGUUUUAUAGAUAUGCCUUGAACAUUGGUGAUGCGCAAACUGCGGAUAGUCAUAGGAUGGAUAUCGAAAUGGUUCGAAUGGCUUUGCAACAAUUUGGCCUCAAAUUCAAAAUCGGUCAUCAUCAUUCUCAACUUAUCGAGUAUUUCUUGGACAGGGCGACUCAUCCGACUUUGGAAAAGUUGUCUGCUCAUUAUCCCGAGCAUCCUCGACCAGGAGCACCUGAACUACAUCGUGACGCAAACCUCGGCGUAUGCAUACUCAACGCUCUCAAUGUUAAACGUGGCUAUUGGCGUCUCCCUAGUGGUAACACCGGUACAUCACCCUUCAUUUCCACUCCCGACUCUCUCAAUCCCACGCAUCGUACUUCCGCAUCAGAAAAUGAUUCUCCCAACGCCCCUCCCCCAGGUCUUUCAACGACCAGUAGUUCCGGCCAAGGCAGUGGUAGCGGUAGCGGUAGUCGAAGUGCUUCGAUAGCUUCGAACAACAUAUCUUGCGCACCUUAUUUCGCCGCUGUUUCUGGGACUACGGUGGUUGAAGAAUUAUUGGCAUCAGGCAAAUCGAAUCAAGCGGCAAAUGAACCGAAAGACCCUUCUCCCACCACGUCAAACCGGUCAAAUACGGGUACGAAAACAAAAGCUUCAUACAUUACACAUCCACAGCUUGAGGUGAUCUUCGAUGCAAUGAAGGGGAAGUAA
Messenger RNA from Tremella mesenterica DSM 1558, 3223 nucleotides. RefSeq lists its product as uncharacterized. Gene Ontology annotation, biological process: regulation of DNA-templated transcription; DNA-templated transcription. The transcript is spliced from 8 exons. Gene Ontology annotation, molecular function: DNA-binding transcription factor activity, RNA polymerase II-specific; DNA binding; zinc ion binding. The coding region runs from base 56 to 3223 and encodes 1055 amino acids. Lineage: Eukaryota; Fungi; Basidiomycota; Tremellomycetes; Tremellales; Tremellaceae. The record is from RefSeq and is a predicted model, not a curated record.